Molecule: messenger RNA, 585 nt
Organism: Candidula unifasciata
Lineage: Eukaryota; Metazoa; Mollusca; Gastropoda; Stylommatophora; Geomitridae
Source: the annotation of a GenBank genome assembly
AUGAGCAUAGAAGAGAUUCAGGUAAUUGAGCUGAAGAUGAUGGACAAGCGGAAGUAUUACCCGUUGACUUUAGCAAGUGGUUUGACAAUACGGAGUCUGCUGUACCCGUUUAUGCUAAUAAAGACGCGGUUGCAAAUACAGAAGGGACGUACUGUUUAUAAAGGGACUUUUGAUGCAUUUAUGAAGAUUGCAAUAAAUGAAGGCAGGAGUGGGCUGUAUCGUGGAUUUUGGGUGUCCUGUCUACAACUGUUUCCUUCCAUGGCUUACAUCUCAGCUUACGAAGGGACGCGACACUACCUGGCGGAACACAUGGGUAUACAAGACAACAGGGUGCGCUCUUUUAUUGGAGGUGGUUUUGCGUCAACGAUAGGUCAGACUCUGGCCGUCCCUAUAGACAUUGUCACCCAGCACCUGAUGUUGAUGGGAAGAGGCAGUAGCGCAAAGGGUCUGUCUCUAUUUCUGCUAACCAGCGUUGUACCUGUGUAUGUUCCUCGCUUGAUGAUCCAAGUUGUGGCAGCCCCUUUAGGUGGGGUCUCCUCUGCCGUCCUCACAAAUCCUCUAGAUGUUAUCAGAGCCAGAAUACAG